Salvelinus namaycush (lake trout) is the source of this 2636-nucleotide messenger RNA. Its product is annotated as transcription factor RFX3-like. Bases 89 to 2407 code for a protein of 772 amino acids. NCBI's taxonomy places the organism in Eukaryota, Metazoa, Chordata, Actinopteri, Salmoniformes, Salmonidae. Gene Ontology annotation, biological process: regulation of transcription by RNA polymerase II. The transcript has 17 exons. Gene Ontology annotation, molecular function: DNA-binding transcription factor activity, RNA polymerase II-specific; RNA polymerase II cis-regulatory region sequence-specific DNA binding. Gene Ontology annotation, cellular component: nucleus. The record is from RefSeq and is a predicted model, not a curated record.
UGUAACCCACCAACAACAACAACCUCUCGUUCCAUCAUUACCACCACACCAUCCUCAUCCUCAUCAACCAGUCCUCAGCCCAGGCGCCAUGCAGACCCCUGAGGCAGGCGCUGAAUCCGCCUCCACUGUCCACACCGCUGUGCCUGUGCAGCCUGCAGGCUCCGCCCAGCAGGUGACCUCUCAGGUGCCUGUCCAGCAACAGGUACUGUGUGCCCAGACUGUUCAACAGGUUCAGCAUGUAUACCCAGCACAACAGGUGCAGUACGUGGAGGAGAACAGUGGCGUCUAUACCAACGGGAAUAUACGGACAUACUCGUACUCCGAGCCCCAGCUGUACAGCCAGAACAGUGGAGGGAGCUACUUUGACACGCAGGGCAGCUCAUCCCAGGUGUCCACGGUGGUGUCAUCCCAUGGCAUGGCCAACAACGGAGGGGGGAACGGGGGGCUGACCAUGGGUCUGGCUGGGGGGCAGAUCAUCAGCAGCUCUGGGGCCUACCUCAUCGGGGGCAACACCAUGGAUAACUCUGCCCCCCACCCAGCAGCCCAGACCACCCGAGCCUCCCCGGCCACUAUUGAAAUGGCGAUUGAGACGCUCCAAAAGACUGAAGGUUUAUCCAGUCAGAGAAGCUCGCUGCUCAACAGCCAUCUGCAGUGGCUACUGGAUAACUAUGAGACAGCGGAGGGGGUGAGUCUGCCUCGCUCCACCCUCUACAACCACUACCUGCGCCACUGCCAGGAGCAGAAGUUGGACCCGGUCAACGCUGCUUCCUUUGGGAAACUCAUCCGCUCCAUCUUCAUGGGGCUCCGCACGCGUCGCCUGGGCACACGAGGGAACUCGAAGUACCACUACUAUGGGAUCCGGUUGAAGCCGGACUCUCCUCUCAACAGACUGCAGGAGGACAUGCAGUAUAUGGCCCUCAGACAGCAGCCUGUCCAACAGAAACAGAGGUUUAAGCCGAUGCAGAAGGUUGAUGGUGUAUCUGGGGAGAACUUCUCAGGCGGAGGCCAGCACACCCCCAGUGCAGCGGAGCAGACUGUCAUCGCACAAAGCCAGCACCACCAGCAGUACCUGGACACAUCGCGGGCCCUGCCAGACUUUGUGGAGCUGGACCUGGGAGAGACUAACGUGGACAACGUCAGCCCAGAUGACAUCAAAGCUCUCCAGUCACUCUACAGAGAGCACUGUGAGGCCAUUCUGGAUGUGGUGGUCAACCUCCAAUUCAGUCUAAUAGAGAAGCUGUGGCAGACUUUCUGGCGCUAUUCUCCUUCUGACUCAGUGGAGGGCGCCACCAUCACAGAAAACAGUGGUGUGAGUGAGAUUGAGGGCCGUCUGCCCUGCUGCAGACUGCUGGUGCUCUGUAGGAACGAGGCUGUGCUCAAGUGGAUGAGUUCCUGUGACCACCUGAUGUACCAGGCCCUAGUGGAGAUCCUCAUCCCUGAUGUCCUCAGACCCAUCCCCAGUGCCUUGACUCAAGCCAUCCGCAACUUUGCCAAAAGCCUGGAAGGCUGGCUCAACAAUGCCAUGAACACCAUUCCACAGAGAAUGAUCCAGACCAAGGUUGCCGCUGUUAGUGCCUUUGCUCAGACGCUGCGUCGCUACACUAGUCUGAACCACCUGGCCCAGGCAGCACGCGCCGUGCUGCAGAACACCUCACAGAUCAAUCAGAUGCUCAGUGACCUCAACCGCGUCGACUUCGCCAACGUGCAGGAGCAGGCGUCGUGGGUGUGUCAGUGUGAGGAGGGUGUGGUUCAGAGGUUAGAGCAGGACUUCAAGGCCACCCUGCAGCAGCAGAGCUCACUAGAGCAGUGGGCUGCCUGGCUGGACAACGUGGUGACCCAGGUCCUACAGCCCUUCGAGGACAGGCCCAGCUUCCCCAGGGCGGCACGACAGUUCCUGCUCAAGUGGUCUUUCUACAGCUCCAUGGUGAUUCGGGACCUGACCCUGCGCAGCGCGGCCAGUUUCGGCUCGUUCCACCUGAUCCGCCUGCUCUACGACGAGUACAUGUUCUACCUGGUGGAACACCGCGUCGCCCAGGCAACCGGCCAGACACCCAUCAGUGUCAUGGGAGAAUUUGAUGACCUCAACGCCAUGUCACCUGCUAACAUAGACAAAGACGAGGUGAGUGAGAUGGACAGUGACCUGGAGGAGGACAUGGAGGAGUCUGGGGAGCCGCUGGCCAAGCGGGAGAAGGCUGAGGUGGAACAUGAGCACCAGGUGAUCCAGGUGAUUCAGGUGGGGGCUCUGGAGGACGUCAGUAACCCCGUGGUGGGGGUGCUCCAGCCGGGCAUCCUGCACUCCCUGCCCCAGCCCCCCCAGAACCAUGCUGAGCACAUCCUCACCUCCUCCGCCGCCACCACCACCAUCCGCCACUGCAGUGCCACCGGCAACACCUACGCCUCCGUCUGAGAGGGAGAUGACCCCCCCCCCGGCCAACCUCUCUUCUCUCUGUCUCUCUAUCUGUCUCACUGUCACACACGUCUGCACUGUCCCCUCUGUCGUACGCUGUGUUUUCUCUGCACUCGUCUAGACACACUCCUCCCCCCUCCACCCUGACCAGUAGGGGAGCGUGAAAAACAUCACGACCACAGCUGGCGUCACACAAGCAGUGGAUGGAUGAGGGAUGAGUAGAGCUAGA